This is a messenger RNA of Cuscuta europaea, 3025 nucleotides long. NCBI's taxonomy places the organism in Eukaryota, Viridiplantae, Streptophyta, Magnoliopsida, Solanales, Convolvulaceae. The record is from the annotation of a GenBank genome assembly.
CAGCUCCACCGCCAGCCCAUAUGCAUAUAUCUGUUCUGGUUUAUUUUAGUAAUGCUAUGUCUAUACAUAUGGUGGGUCACUGACUCACUGUAUGGCUUCCCAUGUUUAUCUGUUUCAAUUCACCAAUUAUGUGGAAAGAGUUUUCUUUGCCUUCUACACAGUUUUCCUGUAAAUUGUAUCCUGCCAAUGGGAUUUCCAGUUUUCCAGUUUUCUCACUUACUUACAUGGGUUAUUAAUUUAUUGAGCUGAAUGCAAUCUUGAAUGAGCAUUUCUUGACUUUUUUAUUUCUUUCUUUGAUAAACACAUAAGUCAGAUUAAUCUUUUUGUCCUAAGAGAUGGACUCGAGUAGUGAAGCUAGUGUAGAUUUUUUAUCCAUUGGACCUUCAUCCCUACUUGGUAGAACGAUUGCUUUCAGAAUAUUGCUCUGCAAAUCGAUUUCACAAUUGAGGCGUAAUGUUUUCCAGUCACUGUUAUUCUACUUGUCCAAGUCAAAAACAGGAGUUUCAAACUACUUGAUGCCUUAUAUAGCAUGGCUUCAUCCACGGAAUCCGCAAGCCAUAUUAGCAAUGGUCACACUCUUGGCUUUCCUGUUGAAACGCUACACGAAUGUGAAAUCCAAGGCUGAGAUGGCUUACAGGAGGGAAUUCUGGAGGAACAUCAUGGGAUCUGCGUUGACCUAUGAGGAGUGGGCUCAUGCAGCCAAGAUGUUUGAUAAAUCGACCCCUAAAAUGAACGAGUCGGAUCUCUACGACGAAGAGCUUGUCCGGUUCAAACUCCAAGAGCUUAGGCACCGCCGGCAAGAGGGUUCCCUUAGAGACAUUAUUUUUUGCAUGAGAGCCGACCUUGUGAGAAAUCUGGGCAACAUGUGCAACCCUGAGCUCCACAAGGGCGGCCUCCACACCCCUACACUCAUUCAAGAAUACAUCGAUGAGGUUUCAACUCAGUUGAGAAUGGUGUGUGACCUUGAUUCAUCAGAGGAGGAGGUUCUAUUGGAGGAGAGGCUUGCUUUUGUUCAUGAAACCAGACAUGCCUUUGGUAGAACGGCCUUACUCCUAAGCGGGGGUGCUUCUUUGGGGUCUUUCCACAUUGGUGUGGUCAAGACAUUGGUGGAACACAAGCUCUUACCACGGAUUAUUGCCGGGUCGAGUGUCGGGUCCAUCAUGUGCUCCAUUGUAGCCACUAGGUCUUGGCCUGAGCUCCAGAGCUUCUUUGAGGACUCGUGGCAUUCUUUGAAGUUUUACGAGCAGAUGGGCGGAAUAUUUUCAAUUUUCAAGAGAGUGAUGACUUUUGGGGUUGUUCAUGAGAUAAGAUACCUCCAGUAUAUGUUGAGGAAUCUCACUAAUAAUUUGACUUUCCAAGAAGCGUACGAUAUGUCGGGCAGGAUACUUAGCAUUACGGUUUGCUCCCCAAGGAAACAUGAACCUGCGAGAUGUUUAAAUUACUUGACAUCUCCUCAUGUUGUCAUUUGGAGUGCCGUCACAGCAUCAUGCGCGUUUCCUGGCCUUUUCGAGGCUCAAGAACUAAUGGCAAAGGACAGAAGCGGAAAUAUUGUUCCGUAUCAUCCCCCGUUUCAAUUGGGACCCGAUGAGUUGGCCAGUACAUCUUCUCGUCGUUGGAGGGACGGAAGCUUGGAGAUUGACUUGCCUAUGGUUCAGUUAAAGGAGCUUUUCAAUGUAAAUCAUUACAUUGUGAGUCAAGCAAAUCCUCAUAUUUCGCCUUUACUAAGGGUGAAGGAGUUUGUUAGAGCUUACGGAGGGAGUUUUGCAGCCAAGCUAGCAAAGCUUACUGAGAUGGAGGUAAAGCACAGGUGCAAUCAGAUCCUAGAACUUGGGUUCCCACUUGGGGGAUUAGCGAAGCUUUUUGCUCAAGACUGGGAGGGGGAUGUGACUGUUGUAAUGCCUGCAACUCUUGCUCAGUAUUCAAAGCUGCUGCAAAACCCGUCUGCAAUGGAGCUACAAAAGGCAGCUAAUCAAGGGAGGAGGUGCACUUGGGAGAAGCUCUCAGCCAUCAAGGCAAACUGCGGGAUUGAGCUUGCACUUGAUGAGUCCGUUGCUAUGCUGAACCACAUGCGCAGACUGAAAAAGAGUGCAGAUAGGGCAGCUGUCUCCCACGGAACUAUCCCCUCCGUUAGAUUCAACGGUUCCAAAAGAAUUCCUUCUUGGAAUUGCAUGGCGCGCGAGAAUGUACAUGACUUGAGUGACAGUGAUCAGUCUGAAAGUGCCGACCUUAGUUCUUGGACACGGUCUGGUGGGCCAUUGAUGAGGACGGCAUCGGCAGAUAAGUUCAUAGACUUCGUGCAUAACUUGGACAAAGGAUCAACAAUUGACCCGAACGAGCGAUCUUGUUCAGAUGCAGAGCUUGAGCAAACAUAUCGGAACCCUUUUACCGGAUCAACGACCAUCAUGGUGACAGAAGGCGAUUUUUUGCAGCCUGAAAGGAGUCAUAAUGGCAUUGUUUUUAAUGUUGUGAAAAGGGGAGACUUGACACCCUCAAGCAUGAGCCAUGGCAGUGAGAACACCAAUGGUUUUGUGCAUGAUUCGAGCCUGGAAUGUGUCCAACUUGACUGCCUUGAAAAGGAAACCGAUACUAGCUCAGAUGAUGGUGCUGAUAGUGAGCUAUGAAAAUUUUAUAUUUUCGGCCUCCAAAUUCUAAAGUCUACAUUUCCACAUGUGCUCCUACUGACCACGUUAAGGUCUUCUAUUCUCUAGUAUCCACAAACUACCAGUCCCUAAGUAAUUCAGUUUAGUGCUCCUAAGUUACAGAUCACUAAUUGAGAUUACACCUCAUAUGUACAGUUCAAUAUUGCCUGGUGCUCAACAUCUUUUCCUCUGGUUUGGGCCCUUGAGAGUAAUAUCUCUAUCAUUCUGAAAUCUUAGUAUUCGAUUCUUCGUUAAGAAAUCGUUGAUUCUUGGUGCAUUGUGACUACAAAUUUGCAUUGAUCACCACAUUCAUUUAAGUCUUCUUGCUCCAUUGCUCCAAAACUUACAUAGUCGGAAUGAUGUGCUACUGCUCUAUGUUUUUAUGC